ACACCCUGAGGGGAGCGGGGCCCCUGAGGGGAGCGGGACACCCUGAGGGGAGCGGGGCCCCUGGCGGGGAGCGCGAUCCCAUGAAGAGCUGAGGAGAGUGGGGCCCCGGCGGGGAGCGGGACACUCUGAGGGGAUCGGGACCCUCUUGGAGUGCUGAGGGCGUUGGGGUGACCUGAAGCGCUGAGGGGAGCAGAAACCCCUGGAAAUGCCGAGGGGAACGGGGCACCCUGAGGGAAGGAGGACUCUCCUGAAAUGCUGAGGGGAUCGGGGUCCCCUGAAGCGCUGARGGGAGAGAGAGCUCCUGAGGAGAGCGGGAUCCACUGAGGAGAUGGGGGGAUGGGGGUGCCUGUGGGGAGCGGGACUCUGGGAAUGCUGAGGGGUCGGGACCUCUGAAGAGAUCGGGAUCCCCCUGAAGUGCUGACGGGGUUGGGGUCCCAGAGGAGUUUGGGGAAGAGUUUGGCACUCCUUACGAAGGGAGCUGUGUCGGGGAGGCCGGAGUGUCCCGCAGCAGAGUUCAGCCUGGUGCUGCUUGUUGAACUCCCCCGCAGCUGUGAGUGCUGUGCCCGGGGCCAAGGAAAUGCUAUUAAAUCGUAGUGGUUUCACCUGAAGAAUCCCURAGAGGUGCUGCUGUGGUGUAAAAGAUGAGGCUGAAUGAGAGCCGGACGAGAUCCUUCCAGGCUCCUGUCACUGUCCACAACUUCCCGGGCAGGCAGGUGUACGUGUUUCCCAAUGGCCGAUCCGACUCAGAGGAGUCCUCAGAGGAGGAGCUCAACGUGAUGGAAYUGCGGCCCAGGGGCAAGGAGCAGCAGCGGGGCAGCACUGCCCGGGACAGGCUUGCAGACGUGGUGCUUCUGGAGCGGGAGAUCACCGAGGAUGAYAACCUGAACAAGCUGGCCCUGCAGUAUGGCUGUAAGGUUGCGGAUAUCAAACGGGUCAACAACUUCAUCCGGGAGCAGGACCUGUACGCGCUGAAGUCCAUCAAGAUCCCGGUGCGGCCGCACGGGCUGCUCACGGAGAGCACCGAGGCGCUGAGGCCGCCCCCGGCGGGGCCCGCCCAGCCCGGCCUGAGGCGCGUGGAGCCGCCCGAGCCCGAGCCCGAGCCCGCUGCGAGCGGCUCUGCUGGCAGCCGGCGCCUCAGCGAGUACUUCAGGGGCAUCGACCAGAGCAUCCAGGACGCCGUGCAGGUGGAGGUGCAGCUGAACASCGAGUACGGCGUGGACGUGCUGGAGAGGCCCCUGCCCCAGGCUGGGAAGAGGGAGACUGGGAAUGGUGCAGACUGUGGAAUCCAGUGGUGGAACGCCGUUUUUAUUAUGCUCCURAUAGGAAUUGUCCUGCCGGUAUUCUAUAUCAUCUAUUUUAAAACACAAGGCCUGGUGGCCCACUCCUCUAACAGAACAGUAGACUUAAAUGUUUCGACAGCUGGAUUGGAAGGGAAAGCUGUAGGAAAAAARUCCUAAGGGGAGAGGGCAGCCCUCUCCAGCCUCUCCAGCAGUGAUGCCCAUACGCUUGUGACUGACUCAAGUGCAUCCAAGGGGAUUCAACAAUACAGAUUAUUUUUAAGUAGCUGAUGAUGUAAUCCUGAAUUUGACUGAAAAUGAGGUGAUGUGAUAUUGAUGGGAAAAUAAGGAUGCUUUGCKUACAGAGAUCAUCACCCAGGUAGCUUAAGAGUUGGGAACUCUAUUGAGGGAAAGUAUUUUGUAGCAAUUUACUCAUUGUGGUUGCUUCAGGUAUUAAUGCUGUAUCUAGAAGCAAAUCCUUUGCUGCUGAGCUAGACAGUGCAGUAUUAACAUGGUUGAAAUGUCUGGGGUUUUCAUUUUAAGGAAACACUUUUUGCUGGAGUAGAAGGAGGGGACUCCUUUUCUUCAACUGUCAUUUUUAUCUCUUGUAGACCAUGAUAGUUUUGGUGUGCUUGACCCUAAUGAUGCCUUCUGGAGCUCUAAGCUGGGUGUGCCAGGGCACAAGGACACUGCCAGCACCCACCUUGUCAUCCCCCUGAGCAAACACUUGAGCUGUGUUCAUUAGGAUGCCCAGCAAUGGGAAGGGUGAGCCCAGACCUCUUCCCACAGUGAAAUCUUUCAGAGAUCUUGAGAUCCAGAGAUCUCUGUGUGGGAUCUGUGCUGUCCAGGGUCACUGCUCAGCCCUGCUUGGCCUCGGUGGGCAGGAGGUGUUGGAAGAGGACAGCAGAGCAGGAGAGAGGAGUCAAAUGCACUCGAGGGCUCGUUUGCUGGCAGGAGGUUUAGUCAGUAUUACUUGCUAAAAAAACUAACAAUGGUCUAUAGUGGUGCUUAUCAAACACCCGGGUUCAGCCAUGGAAUUUGUUCCUUGUGCACAGUGUGGGUGGGAGUGAAGUGUUGAGUUGGGUACAGGUUACAAGGUCCAGGACAGAAGUCCAAGAAGAAAGAAGGGUGAAGCCUGUGUAGGACAAGAGUGUGAAGCUGCUGAUGGUGACAGAUUUCUGUGAACUGACAAUGUGCAGGAAGAAGCAGUGGAGCUUUGGAGGGCAGUAGAGGCGUUGGUCAGCCCAAGAGCUGUGCUCUUCAGCACCAGUCAGCAAACACUACCUGCUGCAAGGGAGCAGCAAGGGAGGCCUUGGGAGCUUUGCUACACAGAAGAAUUUGCCUCAGAAAUUGGAUUCAGAAAAUUCGAGGCCUGUGGGCAGAGAUACAGGCUUUCCUGGAACCAAACACUACAGGACUUGGAGUGGGCAGUGCCCGUGGUGCUGAGGUGAGGGCAGAGCUGGUGGGCAGGUGCAAGAAGCCGUUGUUUGUCCUCCACAGCACGAUCAGAGCCUUUCCAGCGUCCCUUGGCAGCCCGAGGCCUGCAGGGGGAAGAGCAGGGGGUGGAGUGGGGCUGGUAAAGGCAAAGCUGGCAAGGGCUGUGCUACAAGCAGCUGUUUGUGCAGCUGUAACCUCAGCCUGGCCAGAGAAGAGCAGCCUGGUGAUGUCUGUUGGGACAGGGAGAAUUGAAGCUUCUCCAGCAAGGUGAGGAGCUCCACACCACACAAGCAGAACCAUGUGCUGUUAGAAUAAGAACCUGUGUUUCUUGCAGCUCUCARAAGUGGGAACCGAAUUUUGUAAACAAGAGCUCCAAAGUAUCUUACACUGAACAAAAACUUGUAUUUUUCUUCUGUGAAGAGCUGUAUCUCUUUGUUCUGGGGUGGGGGGGGAAUUCUUACAUUUUUAAAUAAAGCCACAUGAAAUAAAAGCACAA
Messenger RNA from Malurus melanocephalus (red-backed fairy wren), 3210 nucleotides. It is a transcript of the gene LYSMD4, whose product is annotated as LysM domain containing 4. The transcript has 3 exons. Lineage: Eukaryota; Metazoa; Chordata; Aves; Passeriformes; Maluridae. The record is from RefSeq and is a predicted model, not a curated record. Bases 642 to 1457 code for a protein of 271 amino acids.